AUGAUGCAUGAGCAGGGCACGGGAGGAGCACCUAAGUAUGGGACUGUCUCCCAACUCCCUUUAAUUGGAAAUAUCAGCAAUCCGCUGUCCAACAUAACUAUCGGCCGGUCAGGCGCAGAUGAAGCAUCAGUGGGCUACUAUAAGGCGCAGACCGCUGAAGGAACGGUCGUGGAGCUGAGCGCAUCUGCCCAUGCAGGAAUCUAUCAGUACACUUUUCCGAACGGCUCGGAUGGUAACGUCUUGAUUGAUGUUUCGCAUGUCCUACCGUCGUACCGGGGAAUGGGACUUAGCCAGGGAUACAAAGGUGGUAACAUCACCAUCUUUCCGGACGGGCAUUAUGAAGGCCACGGCGUGUACGACAACGGCUGGAACCGUUCCCCCGAUUGGUCCAUCUACUUCUGUGGCCAUUUCGAUGCCGCGCCCGUCAGCAACAAAACCUAUGUUGGAACUAUUGCGGGUGGAAGCGUUGAGCAACAUAGCGGCUUUGCGUCGUCUUCUUCAGGUUCAACACGAGUUGGGGGUCUCUUUACCUUCAAAAAUGCUGUAGUUACGUCUCGCGUGGGAAUCUCGUGGAUCUCCACGGAAAAGGCCUGUCAGAAUGUUGAAGAUGAAAUACCGGAAGACAAGGAAUUUCAGUCGGUCGUGGACGAUGCUCAGUCCGAGUGGGAGACGAAAGUCUUGUCGAAAGUCACCACAACCAACACGAACGAAACAACUCUCACGCUACUAUAUACGUCUCUCUACUUCAUGCACCUGAUCCCCACCAACCAAACAGGAGAGAACCCCCAAUGGACAUCCCAGGAACCUUACUAUGAGGACAUAUUCACCUACUGGGAUCUUUUUCGCUGCUCUACCGCUCUCAUGCAGGUGUUGCAACCCGCCGCAUAUGAAGAACAGAUCCGGUCGCUUAUUGACAUCUGGCGAUUCGAGGGCUAUAUGCCCGAUGCCCGGUCCUCUAAUUACAACGGUCGUACACAGGGUGGCUCGAAUGCGGACAAUAUUCUGGCUGAUGCCUAUGUCAAGGGCGUGCGCGGUGCGGUAAAUUGGGAAGAUGGCUAUAAGGCCAUGGUCAAAGACGCAGAAGUGACUCCUUCCAACGAUCCAGUCGACCCUCAGGCUCCUGAUUCCUCCACAAAAGAAGGAAGAGGUGCAUUGCCAGACUGGCUCAGCUUGGGCUAUAUCACGCCCAGAUUUAGCCGUGCUGUCACACGGGCAGUGGAAUAUUCAUGCAAUGACUUUGGAUUGUAUCAGGUAGCAUCAGGGCUUGGGAAGACUGACGAUGCGGAGAAGUACCUGAACCGUUCCAGAAACUGGAGAAACCAUUGGAAUGCCAAUCAGACAUCGCUGGGAUUCUCCGGCUUUGUCGUCCCUCGGAAUGAGUCUGGGUUCAUCGAGACUGAUCCACUGAAUGACAGCGGCUAUUGGGGAGACCCUUACUACGAAGCCAGCUCAUGGGCCUACUCUUGGGCGAGCAUUCAUGAUAUGAAGACAAUGAUUGAAAAGAUGGGCGGAAAUCAGACCGUUCUCGACCGGCUGAACAUCAUGUUCACUGAAGGGGCCAGUGGUUCCAGCGGUAUCAUUUUCGAUCCCACAAACGAACCUAUGUUCAACGUCCCUUAUCUUUAUCACUAUAUCGACCGGCAGGACUUGUCUGUUUUCCGAUCGCGUGAUAUUGCGAAAUCCUAUUAUGGUACUAGCGUGUCUGGCCUCCCCGGUAACAGCGAUGCCGGAGCUAUGCAGACUUGGAUAUUGUGGAAUAUGAUCGGACUGUAUCCGGUGACAGGGCAGUCGACCUUUUUGAUCCACUCUCCUUGGUUUGACUCGCUUGUCAUUGACCUCGGGGGUGGUAAGAAACUGAACGUCAGUUCGAGUGGCGGUGAUGGAAACGGAGGCGGUAAUAUCUAUGUGCAAAGUCUUCGCGUGAACGGAAAAGACUGGAAGAAGAACUGGUUGACAUGGGACGACAUCUUUGCCCAAGGAGGAACACUGGACUUCGAGCUGGGGGCGACCGCAAGUGACUGGUUCACAGGAGAGCUACCACCAAGUCCAGCUUCCUAG
Aspergillus niger is the source of this 2058-nucleotide messenger RNA. RefSeq lists its product as uncharacterized. Lineage: Eukaryota; Fungi; Ascomycota; Eurotiomycetes; Eurotiales; Aspergillaceae. Bases 1 to 2058 code for a protein of 685 amino acids. Gene Ontology annotation, molecular function: peptide-N4-(N-acetyl-beta-glucosaminyl)asparagine amidase activity; carbohydrate binding. The record is from RefSeq and is a predicted model, not a curated record. The transcript is spliced from 4 exons. Gene Ontology annotation, cellular component: nucleus; cytosol. Gene Ontology annotation, biological process: glycoprotein catabolic process; protein deglycosylation; carbohydrate metabolic process.